Molecule: messenger RNA, 1368 nt
Organism: Aspergillus candidus
Lineage: Eukaryota; Fungi; Ascomycota; Eurotiomycetes; Eurotiales; Aspergillaceae
Product: casein kinase II subunit beta family protein
Exons: 3
Coding region: 230-1030 (266 amino acids)
Cellular component (GO): cytoplasm; protein kinase CK2 complex
Molecular function (GO): protein kinase regulator activity
Source: RefSeq, a predicted model, not a curated record
AAUCGGGCAUCUCUCUGUCUCCCCCGAACAUUCAAUCACUACAUCCAUUCUAUUUAGCCGUGGCUGCUGGACGCUCUGAGGAAGAUUAUUCCAGCUGUACAGUUCUGGGGGCUCCUCCUGCGCUGGGCCGAUCUCACCCUCCUCUCAGCAACUGCUACAGGCAAAGCACCGAAAUAAUCUUACCUUACGAUCCGUUCCCCCGCCCCCGCUGGGCCAAAUAAUUGAAAAGAUGAUGGAAGAUUUCAACAGUGAGACGGAUAGUGAUUAUACUAGUUAUUGGCGAGAUUGGUUUAUCUCAUCCCGCGGGAACGAGUACUUCUGCGAAAUCGACGAAGAGUACCUCACCGAUCGCUUCAACCUCACGGGCUUAAAUACGGAGGUUCCCUACUACCAGUAUGCCUUGGAUCUUGUGACCGAUGUCUUCGACUUGGACGCCGACGACGAGCUCCGCGAGCAAAUCGAGAAAGCAGCGCGCCACCUGUACGGGCUUGUGCAUGCGAGAUACAUUGUGACCACUCGUGGUCUGGCAAAGAUGCUCGAUAAGUACAAAAAGUGCGAUUUCGGGAAGUGCCCUCGAGUCAUUUGUGAGGGCCACCCCCUUCUGCCCAUGGGCCAACAUGACAUCCCCAAUACGAGUACCGUCCGGCUUUACUGUGCCAAAUGCGAAGAUAUCUACAACCCCAAGUCCUCUCGCCAUGGCUCCAUCGAUGGUGCCUAUUUCGGGUCUUCUUUCCACAGCAUGAUGUUCCAGGUCUACCCCGCCCUGCUUCCCGAAAAGAGCAUCCGUCGUUACGAACCUCGGAUCUUUGGAUUCCGGGUCCAUGCACCGGCCGCGCUCGCUCGCUGGCAGGACCAGUACCGUGAGGAGACCAGAGCGCGUCUUCGUGAUGCAGGCAUGGAGACCCGGUUCGCAGAGGACAGCGAAGGGGAGGAGGACGAGGAAGACGAGGAGGAAAUUCAGACUUCGAGUGCUAGGAAAGAAAAAGUCGCUGGAGACGCAGCGUCCGGCCGGAUGGAUUUAGGUAAUUAAGGAAAAUAUCUGUUCAACUUUGACCCGGCCCGAGUUUAGGUUUCACGCCACUAUCUUCUUGCACAUGCAUAAGUGCGAUCGCCGCGCUUGACCUGAUGUCUACUGAUCUCAGUCACUUUUUUUAUGUCUUCUUCUCUUUUUUUGAUUAAUGUUUAUCCCACCUACCGGGCGCAUGACGGGCAUUUUGACUUGAUAUUUUAUGUACUCUGAAGCAACGAUGAUGAAUGCUGGUGGCGUUGGAAGUUCUGGAAUGGCCGGUCUUUUUCCCGUUCCUUCUAAUGUGUACUAGCUUUUUAUACCUUUGAUAUCUGUUGCCUUUGUGAUGCCAGACAGUAUUC